Molecule: messenger RNA, 2325 nt
Organism: Sphaeramia orbicularis (orbiculate cardinalfish)
Lineage: Eukaryota; Metazoa; Chordata; Actinopteri; Kurtiformes; Apogonidae
Product: zinc transporter ZIP9
Exons: 6
Coding region: 588-1595 (335 amino acids)
Biological process (GO): transmembrane transport; zinc ion transport
Cellular component (GO): membrane
Molecular function (GO): metal ion transmembrane transporter activity
Source: RefSeq, a predicted model, not a curated record
UAUCAUCAUUUUCCCCCCUUAAGGCUCCCUUGUAAAUUAGACUAAUUAGACUCAGUGCAUUUAAUUAACAAACUCUAACUGACAAAAACACAUUAUAAGAUUUCAUAUUAGAUUCACAUGAAUACAAUGUGAUGUUUUUUUUCUCCAUCAUUCAGAGUAGUCAAAAAGUGAUUUCUAACUUCCCCCUGAGUCACAUCUCCUCUGUCUGCCUCUGGUUCAUGACCCAGACUUUGUUUUUGCUUCCUGAGCCAAGUCCAGGCGAGUUGAUCUGAUAUCGGACAGUGGAGAAGCGGCUGUGGAUCUGUUGGAGGGCCGGUGUUCCGGGGCCGGAGGUGGGAGGAGGCGGGGGUGCAGUUCUGUUUGCGCAACACUGGGUGCUGCUUUGGAGGGAAGCGCUGUGGUUUGGAGGCGCAGGGAGCCGGUCUGCGACGUGGAAAGGCGCAAAGACACUCACGUCUCCGAUACAGUAACAAAUGAAACCCAGCGGCAUUAUGGGAACAGAUCAUCAGCCUUUGAGGAGAUUUGUUACUAAAAUGUAGCGCAUUGUUUUCAGCUUAAAACAAAAAAGUAGUCACCGACUUGUCGUCAUGGACGGGGGGUUGACUAUAACUUUAAUAUCCGUUGCGAUGUUUAUAGGUUGUUUUUUACUUGGAUUCAUCCCACUAUUGUUCAGACUUUCAGAGACCAGCAUGAAGUAUAUCACCAUCCUGGGGGCUGGACUCCUGUGUGGGACUGCAUUGUCUAUCAUCAUUCCUGAGGGAGUGGGUCUGAUAGUGGAGUCACUGACAGACUCCGCUCCUGUGCCAACAUCUCUGAAUAAUAGUGAGACUAAUGUGACGUCCAUCAACAGUGGCCCCCGUCCUCAGUUUCUCAUAGGGGUGGCUUUAACCUUUGGCUUCAUUUUAAUGUUUAUAGUGGAUCAGAUCGGAGGUUAUCUUUCCACACGGGGCAAGUCAUCUGGUUUUCUAUGGGUUUAUUUGCACCAUAUAAGCUUAUCCAUUACACAUUUACUUUUGUAUUGUCUCAUUUCAGGUCGUAUAGCUCGUUCGCCUAUCAGUAUCGGAAUAACUGCUACUCUGGGGCUGGUUAUUCAUGCUGCAGCUGAUGGAUUUGCCCUGGGUGCAGCUGUGGCCACGUCUGAAGUGACAGUACAAGUCAUAGUUUUUCUUGCUGUGAUUUUACACAAGGCUCCUGCAGCUUUUGGGUUGGUCUCCUUUCUGAUGCAUUCAGGCCUAGAAAAGAAGUACAUACAGGGACAUUUACUUGCCUUUUCAGCCGCAGCACCUAUAGUUGCCAUCAUCACUUACUUCAUAUUGCAUGCAUCUGGCAGUUUGUUUCAGCACAGCUCGACUGGUAUGGGAAUGCUCUUCUCAGCUGGGACUUUCCUUUAUGUGGCCACAGUGCAUGUUCUCCCUGAGAUCAGCAGCAGCAGGACAGAGCCACCCCAGGGUGAGCUCCAGCAGCAGCAGCAGCAGCAGCAGACUACUGGAGGAUACCCACACCAGCACCGUUACCUGGGGCUCCUGGAGACCAUGACCCUUAUCUUCGGGGUUGCCCUGACGGUGGUGCUUGCUCGGACGUUGAAUGAUGACUAAACAGGCAACGUGAGGGCAAGUAACUGUAGAGUACCACACCUGAAAGGACAACAAUGACCACCUGUCAUAUUAUACAGUGUGAACAACCUGGACGAUACACAUUAGGGAAGAGAGUUCAUUGUUUAAUUUAAUAAUUUCCCCUGUGCUGAGAUAUUUUUUGUACAUCAAAUGAGCUCUGAACUAUGCAUUAAAAUAGGUAGCUAAACAUCAUCCCGAGUGGAAAAAGUUUCAGCCUACGACUGACAAAAAGGGUUCAGUUGUUUCAGAAAUUUAAUUCACUAAGCUUUCUUUAUGUCUGACAAUGUGUUUCUCCCUAAUGGCCUGUCCUACAGGAACUUUCAGUUACAGUGUAGAUUUCCAGGAACAACCAAAUAACCUGAUAUACUCGAUUUAGCUGUAACAAUAAGUGAUGUAGGCCAUUCACACAUAUAGACUUUCAGUCUGUCAUUGUGUGAUACAUGUACCACAGACUGCCUCUAGAUAAGACUAUGUCUUUGCCAAAGACAUUAUUUGAUCCCUCUUGUUUGUCUCUAUGUCUGUCCAUCUAUCUGUCAGUCAGUCAGCAGAAUUCUUGAAUUUUGGUGGAUGGGUAGGAGGUGGGCUAAAGAUGAACCCCUUGAAUUUUGGAGCUGACCCAUAAAACAGGGUGGAGGCUGGAAUUAUUUUUCACUUCCUUGAACACUGAAGAGCCCUGGGCUAAUUCAGAGCCAGGCACCAACUUUAUCUAACU